AUGUAUUACUGUCAAAGUACGGCACCGCACAGGACAGUGAUGAGUCUGGUAGCGAAUUUCGAUCUGGCUGACGGCAACGCCCUCUCCGAACAAUGGCGUUCUAUACCCCUCAUCGCCACUCGCCAAAGCACCAAAGAGAUGGCCGGCAUCUCCUUAUGUACUCUCGUACCUCUUUUCAUUGCCAAUAUGUCAAGAGACUAUGAUUUCGAUAUGAUGCAUUCGUUACUGCCGUCGGGCAGAGAUCAUACAUAUCACACAUCUUCGCGGAAUUGGGCAGAGCUGCCGUGA
Molecule: messenger RNA, 288 nt
Organism: Botrytis porri
Lineage: Eukaryota; Fungi; Ascomycota; Leotiomycetes; Helotiales; Sclerotiniaceae
Exons: 1
Coding region: 1-288 (95 amino acids)
Source: RefSeq, a predicted model, not a curated record